Molecule: messenger RNA, 639 nt
Organism: Penicillium vulpinum
Lineage: Eukaryota; Fungi; Ascomycota; Eurotiomycetes; Eurotiales; Aspergillaceae
Product: putative nuclear distribution protein RO10
Exons: 2
Coding region: 1-639 (212 amino acids)
Biological process (GO): cytoskeleton-dependent cytokinesis
Cellular component (GO): dynactin complex
Source: RefSeq, a predicted model, not a curated record
AUGGCUCUCGAAAGCGACGCAGUGGCUGGAGCCACCAUCGAACUCCUCGAAGCGCGCCUACGCCGCCUUACCUACCUCCUCACCGGCACCACAGACUGGACCGGUGUCCCUACCACGCCCGAAAAGCCCACAUCUCUCGACGAGACAGUCUCCCGUCGCCUUGCAGGACUAGAAUCAGAACUAGAGCGGCUCAGUCGAAGUGUCCCAGCCGUGCGGGAUGUUCUACAGCUUCACGACCGCAAUCCCGACCUCUUCCAAACAACACCACCCCACCAAAUCCCCGAAGGCCUCACAACCCAGACCCUAGCCUCUAUAGUCCUCUCCUACGCCACCGCCUUCCCCGAAACUGCGUCACGCCUUACGUCGCUAAACGACCUCCCUGUGCCGGACGCGCAGAGCUCCGCAGCACUAAUCGACCUCCAGCCACAACUAGAUCGGCUCAUGCAAACGCAGAGUGAGCAGGCGGCUGACAUAUCGGAGCUGAGGACGCGCACGGUGCGCGUGCUACAGCGCUGGUAUGAGGUUGGGCUUGUUGGGAGUGGGGAGUGCUGGGCCGAGUGGGAGGGAAGACUUGAGGAUGUUGAGAGGGAGGUCAGGAGGGGGGAAGUUGUCAGACGGGGGAGAGAGGAGGAGGUUUAG